This is a messenger RNA of Rhipicephalus sanguineus (brown dog tick), 910 nucleotides long. RefSeq names its product 6-pyruvoyl tetrahydrobiopterin synthase (gene purple). The record is from RefSeq and is a predicted model, not a curated record. Lineage: Eukaryota; Metazoa; Arthropoda; Arachnida; Ixodida; Ixodidae. Gene Ontology annotation, molecular function: 6-pyruvoyltetrahydropterin synthase activity. The coding region runs from base 18 to 461 and encodes 147 amino acids. Gene Ontology annotation, biological process: tetrahydrobiopterin biosynthetic process. The transcript has 6 exons. Gene Ontology annotation, cellular component: mitochondrion.
GCCUCACAACUGCAAUAAUGGGGGACGGGAACAGGAACGGGACUGCGACACCUGUUGCUUCGGUCACACGAAUUGAAUCCUUCAGCGCUUCGCAUCGCUUGCACAGCCCAUGCCUUUCGGAUGCUGAAAACGCUGCCAUUUUUGGCAAAUGCAACAACCCAAAUGGCCAUGGUCACAACUAUAAAUUGGAAGUCACAGUCACUGGCCCUGUAGAUAAAGCCACAGGAAUGGUAAUCAACAUCACAGACCUCAAGAAAUACAUACAGAGCGAAGUGAUGGAUGCUCUUGAUCACAAGAAUUUGGACAAAGAUGUGCCGUAUUUUCAGAAAGCAGUCAGCACAACUGAAAAUGUAGCAGUAUUUGUGUGGCGGCGGCUGCAUAAGGUGCUGCCCGAGGAGCUGCAGCUUCGUGUGCGGUUGCACGAGACAGACAAGAACGUAGUCACAUACGAAGGACUGUGAAGCUGUUAGAAGGAAAGACGAUUACUUUUAAGGUCUCGUUUCUUAGUUAGACACAAUAUUAAUGAGAACUAACAGACAAUAAUGCCAAAGAAAGUAUAGGGGAUGUUAUUUGUUAGAUGGCUUGGUCCCUGCCGCCGGCAGAGAUCGCACCUGCGACCUUCGAAUUGUCUGUUAGUUCUCAUUAAUAUUGUGAAGCUGUUAGCACACUCGUGUUGUACUGCAGACGUUUGUUGGCAUGGCUUUGAUAGAAGCAUCUUGUGCGUGGAAGCCCUAUAUGUAUAUGUAACUCCUAUUACACUGGUCACACUUUUAUGUCACUUGGCAGUGCCCUGGCAGUGGCUUGAAAAAAUAAAUCACAAACAAAACAAUGAUGUUGGUUCAUUUUGCAAAGGAUGAGCAGUGGUGGGUGCCGUGCCAUCCACAGCACAAGUGGCUUUGCUAAUCUUGGC